Molecule: messenger RNA, 614 nt
Organism: Rhagoletis zephyria (snowberry fruit fly)
Lineage: Eukaryota; Metazoa; Arthropoda; Insecta; Diptera; Tephritidae
Product: ARL14 effector protein
Cellular component (GO): intracellular membrane-bounded organelle
Source: RefSeq, a predicted model, not a curated record
AAUUUAAUAAAUAUUUUAAUUGGAAUACAUACCCUAGAAGUAAACGCUGCCCAACAUAUUAUGGAUGUUGAUAGUGAACUCUCCGAGGGUGUUGGUUCGUUGCGUAUGUCCUUGCGGGAACGACCCCGCAAGCAACAGUCGGACCGAAGGCUACGCGAACGGUCCGAAGACCUGAAGUUCCUGGAGGAUUUCGAUCCAGAAAAAUCAAACCGCGAAAAACGUAAGCUAAAAAGAAAACUAACUAAUCCUCGAUCAACUGUUUACGAUGAAUAUGGUCAUAUGCGUCAUAAUGGCAUGGACGUAUGCGACUGUUUGGAUGAGAACUGUCCUGGUUGCUGGUAUGAGUGUAAAAACUGCGGCUCAACGCGUUGUGGGGUACAAUGCAGGGUGAAUAGAAAGCAAUUUGUGGAUGAAAUCACGUUUGAUGGCAAAGAUGUCGUAAUUAAAAAUAAAUUUACAUCGUAAUUGCUAAGGAACUGGCCUUUUUAAGUAGAAAUAUCAUGAUUUUUCAUUUCAGUUGUACAAGGCUGUUUGUAAUUAUUCCUAUGUUCGAUCAGUAAGAAAAUAAAUCUUUUCACAACGGUUUUUAUAUUUAAAAUACCGUAAGUUCAAUA